AUGAACAAUAAUGAAGAAGACUUUCCAGCCUUUAGUGGUUCAUCAAACACUAGACAAAACAAUGCCGGUAAUCAAUUUCAAACACCAAAGAGAACAUCUAGACCUAGAAGAGCUCCAGCUGCACCAUCAACUAACAACCAUCGUAACAUUUUUGACACAUUCAAUGAUGUUCAAGAAGAUCAUUCUUCUCAAGCUGGUUUCACCACUGCUCAAAGCAGUUUCAACUUUAAUGUUACAUCACCAACCAAGAAGGCCAAAAGAUCCAUAUCAGGGAAUAUAAAAACUCAUACAAAUGUUCAAAUGACAGCUGAUGAAGCACUGGCUUACGCCAACCAAAUGGAUCAAAAUGCUUCAAAAAGUGCACAUGUUGAUGAAUUAAAUGAAACAAAUCUUGGUUCAAAUGAAAACACCACAACUGUCUUAGAAGAAGAGUUAAACUUCACUAGUGAAUCAACCAUGGACUCCACUAUGGAGGAUAUUGCUCAACAAUCCACCAAUGAAGACUUAUCUUCAAAAGAUGGUGACAACAUCACCAACAACAAUACCACCAACCAUUCCACCGGUGAUGCUACUGCAUCUAAUUAUCCUGGGAAUGGAAAACCUCCCAAUGAACCCAUAGGAACAUCAAACCCUAGGGAACAUGAACCCACAUUUGAAUCUGAAAAAUCUCAAUCUGAAUUUGAAAAUGAAAAUAAUAAAGAAACCAAUUUAGGAGAAGAGCACAAUGAAACAACCAGCUCCUCUUCAGAUACAAAUAUGUCUUUAUGA
This is a messenger RNA of Hansenula anomala, 768 nucleotides long. RefSeq lists its product as uncharacterized. The transcript has a single exon. Bases 1 to 768 code for a protein of 255 amino acids. Lineage: Eukaryota; Fungi; Ascomycota; Saccharomycetes; Phaffomycetales; Wickerhamomycetaceae. The record is from RefSeq and is a predicted model, not a curated record.